AUGCCAUCCGAGACCGAGGCGCUUCUGGGGAACGGGCAUUCGCACCCGUCCCCUCCACGGUCGCGGUCGCGUGGGUUCCUCCGCCAUCUACGGGACGAGAUCGAUCCCGGUCGGGGCGAUCUGCUCCUCCUCUUUUGUUAUGUCAUCACCGGCUUGCUGGACAGCUCUGCAGUCUUCAUCUGGGGCUCCUUUGUGAGCAUGCAGACCGGAAAUACCGUGUAUUUCGGUCUUGGACUGGUCGGAAGCGACGACACGCGCUGGGUCAAAUCCGGCAUCUCCAUUGCGGGCUUUUGUCUGGGAUCGCUCUUCUUCGGCCUCUUCCAUCGAACGUUUUCCCCGCGCCAGCGCUGGGUGCUUUGCGCUUCGUUCCUGAUCCAAUUAGCCUGCGUUGUUGUGGCCGCUGUUAUUGUUACGAUUUUCCAACCGUCGCGAGAUGAACGGAUCCACUGGUUGGUCUCGGUGCCGAUAGCACUGGUAGCAUUCCAAAGCAGUGGUCAAGCACUGGCGAGUCGGGUUCUCAAACACAGUUCCUUGACGAGUGUGGUUCUCACCAGUAUAUAUUGUGAUUUGUUCUCUCAUCCUGACUUGUUGACUCGCAAAUUCUUCCGCAAUACUGAAGAGCUGCGCCGGCUCGGUGCUGUGCUCGGUCUCCUGCUUGGUGUGGUCCUGGGAGGACUCUGGGCAAAGAGCUCGGUCGGAAUGAUGGGGGCACUCUGGACAGCGGCCGCACUCAAGACGGUGAUGGUCUUUGCGUGGCUGCUGUGGAAGAAAGUCGACGAGUAG
Penicillium diatomitis is the source of this 783-nucleotide messenger RNA. Its product is annotated as YoaK family protein. Bases 1 to 783 code for a protein of 260 amino acids. The transcript has a single exon. The record is from RefSeq and is a predicted model, not a curated record. NCBI's taxonomy places the organism in Eukaryota, Fungi, Ascomycota, Eurotiomycetes, Eurotiales, Aspergillaceae.